Molecule: messenger RNA, 815 nt
Organism: Triplophysa dalaica
Lineage: Eukaryota; Metazoa; Chordata; Actinopteri; Cypriniformes; Nemacheilidae
Gene: snrnp27
Product: small nuclear ribonucleoprotein 27 (U4/U6.U5)
Exons: 6
Coding region: 126-590 (154 amino acids)
Biological process (GO): RNA splicing
Cellular component (GO): precatalytic spliceosome
Source: RefSeq, a predicted model, not a curated record
GUCGGACCUUUAAGAGCGGUGCACAGUCAAUAGCGAUCGCCAGACGUUUUUAUCUGAAAAUGUCUAGUUAUAUUUUGUUGUAGAACUCUUUGAAAUAAAACCGUUUAAUUUAUACUUAUCGAAUAAUGGUGAGGAGUAGGAGCCGAACACCACCACGACGAGAGAGACGGCGUUCACGCUCGUCCUCUCGAGAUCGCGAGCGCAGGCGCAGGGAGCGCGAGAGGUCUCGAUCGCGCGAUAGAGACAGACGGAGGUCACGCUCGCGCUCCCCCCACAGACGCAGGUCCAGAUCUCCACGGCGACACCGCUCCUCCUCCUUAUCGCCAUUGCGGCAGAAGGAUGACAGGAAGGACUCUAAGGAGAAGCAUGCCAAGGUCCAUCAGAUAUCAGCUGAGGAUAUGGAAGGGAAAACAGAGGAAGAAAUAGAGAUGAUGAAAACGAUGGGGUUUGGAUCCUUUGACACAUCAAAGGGAAAGAGGAAAGAAGGUUCAAUCGGUGCGUUUGCAGUUAAUGUGUCUCAAAAGAGAAAAUACAGGCAAUACAUGAACAGGAAAGGUGGUUUCAACAGACCUUUGGAUUUCAUUGCUUGAUCACGAGAAGUGAGGAACCAAGCUUUAAACAACUUUGACUUUUGCGACGAAGCAUAUAUUGCUUUCCCCUCACAGUUUAUUUAAAUAUGUGUUCCAACAGUUUUCCUCUGUUUAUUUUUUUCAUUUAAUGGCUGUUUUUAUGUAAGUGUUGAUUAAGUUUGCAGCUAAUAAACCUGAAUCUCAUUUUAUGAAAACUUUGCAGUACUAAAUAAAUUCAUAACAGUU